This is a messenger RNA of Nerophis lumbriciformis (worm pipefish), 2925 nucleotides long. The record is from RefSeq and is a predicted model, not a curated record. NCBI's taxonomy places the organism in Eukaryota, Metazoa, Chordata, Actinopteri, Syngnathiformes, Syngnathidae.
AUGGCAGCGGAUAGGGAUAGCGACGAUUUAAUCAAUGAAAACCUCAUCGAAAGCUUUAGAUUGCGGUUGCGAACUUAUGUCGCAGUGGAUCCUGUGCUGGACCAUCUUCAUUUCCUCGAUGCCGAGCAGAAGGAACGUGUCAGACAAAGAGCCAGGACCGACGGCGACUCGGCGGCGGUGGACGUCCUAAUAGACGCCGUCCUCCGCAAACCGCACCCGGUAGGCUGGUUCCAGGCCUUCGUGGACGCCUUGUCCAACGCGGAAUGUAAACACGCGGCCGACUACAUGCGGGGAAAGUUACCUGACCCCAAGGUAGAGGCUGAAAACGAUGACUGUAUGAGAAUGAUUGACAUUCUGGUUCCCAGUCUGUUGGACAUGAGCACUAAAGAGGUGUGCACUCAUUGUUUUUCACACGAACUCAUCAGCAAGGAUGACCGCGACAAAAUCACUCACCUAGCAGACAACCAAGGACUCAGAGAUGCGGCUCGCGAACUUCUGAAAAGAAUUGUGAGGUGUCCCCCUGGAUGGUACUCUAAAUUUAUCAAAAUUCUGCAAGACACUGAGCACCAGAAAUUGUAUGAUUUGCUGGGAGGGUCAUCAGACAGCAGUAUCACAGAUGAGAGUACGAAAAGUAACCCAGUGAAGGAGAGUCAAGAAAGUUCUACUAACCAACAGCAUUUAGACCACAAGGACACUGGGGAUGACACCAUAGAACUGUACUGUAGUGAAAGCUCAUGCAAAGAUGCCACACAACAGUCAAGCGGCAAUGCAGAGCAGUUGCCACAAGAAGUGCGUGACUCGGACGCAGCUGCUGGAGGCCCAGAUAAAGCUGAUAUUGUUCUUCGAGACUAUCAGAUGGACGUGGCUAAACCUGCCUUGGAGGGGGAAAAUAUCAUCAUAUGCCUCCCGACUGGAAGUGGUAAAACCAGGGUAGCAGUUUACAUUGCCCGCCAACAUCUGGACGACAGGAGGGCAAAGGGGAAAACAGGCAAAGUGGUCAUCCUUGUGAACACGAUUCCUCUUGUUGAGCAGCAUUACAGCACAGAGUUCCAUCGCUUUCUGAAGCAGGCUUAUAAAGUGGAAAGAGUCAGUGGAAAAUCCAUGCUGAAAAUCUCCUUCACAGAUAUUGUGAAGAAAAAUGACGUCAUCAUAUGCACAGCCCAGAUUCUGGAAAAUUGCUUAGAGGAGUCUCUUCAAGGAGAAGAUAAGGGAUUGCAUCUGAAGGAUAUCACUCUAAUGAUAAUUGACGAGUGUCAUCACACUAAGAAGGGUGAAGUCUAUAACCGGGUGAUGAUGCAUUACCUGAAACUGAAGAACAAGAACAGGUUGUUGAAGAAGGAGCAGAAGGAGACUGUGCCGCUUCCUCAGAUACUGGGCCUGACUGCCUCAAUCGGGGUAGGCGACGCCACUAAACUGGAAUCUGCGGUGAAAAACAUUUUGCAGAUUUGCGCCAGCUUGGAUGCUUCCCAAAUUCGGACUGGGAAUCUUGGGGUUUAUAGCAAUGAACCAGACAAACAAAUAGUUCUGGUUGAGGACAAAGAAAUGGACCCGUUUGGUGAUGUAAUCAAGAGAAUCAUGCGUAUUAUCCAAGAUGACGUUAAACUGAGCCCCACCUGUGAGCUUGGCUCUCAAAACUAUGAACAAUGGGUGGUCCAAUGCGAGCAACAAGCCGCCAAAGAGGAGGCUCAGGAAGUGCGAGUUUGUGUGGCCCAUCUUCGUUGGUACAAUGACGCACUGAUGCUCAGUAACACCAUUCGCAUGCGUGAUGCCUUCAGUUUCCUGAAUAAAAAAUACGAAGAAGAGUUGAAGAGUAAAACAUGCCCUGAAGAGGAUCAUGUCAUAAACAUCACUGAAACUGAGAGAAAGCUCUUCAAUUUAUUCAGAGACAACAAAAACGAGCUUGAGAAGCUUUCGGAGAACCAGUCCUAUGAAAAUGACAGCCUGUCAAAACUUCGGAAAGGUAUUCUGUACGAGUUUAGCACCAGGCCCAAGGCCAGGGGGAUCAUUUUUACCAAAUCUCGACAAAGCGCCAUAGCUCUCAGUCACUGGAUUCAGGAGAAUGACAAGUUUGACGACAUUGGCGUGAAAGCAUCCUAUCUCAUUGGAAGCGGAGACCAGAGUCUUGUCAAGCCAAUGACCCCUGCAGAGCAAAAGGAUGUGUUGAACAGAUUCCGCAACGGAGCUGUCAACUUGCUUGUUGCCACCUCAGUGGCAGAGGAAGGUUUGGACAUACCGGCCUGCAACUUUGUCAUCUGCUACGGCCGUGUGACCAAUGAGAUUGCCAUGAUACAGUCUCAAGGCAGAGCUCGUGCUAAGGACAGCAGUUACAUCGUGAUUGAGGUCAAAGGCUCCGGGGUGACUGAGAAGGAGAGCGUCAACGAGUACCGAAAGGAUUUAAUGACCAAAGCCAUUGCCAAAAUCUGUGCCUUAGAUCCUGCCGAUUAUAACAACAGGAUCGAAGAAUUUCAACUUCAGGCUAUUCUUGAGGAGAGGGUCAAAAUGGCAACUAAGAAAAAGACUAAGUCUGAGGAUCCAUUAGGGGUGAAGUUAAGUUGCCGAAGUUGCAGCACGUUUGUUGGCACUGGUGAUGACAUCCAAAUCAUUGAAGGAAUGCACCACGUCAACUUGUCAUCACAGUUUAGCGAACUUUAUAUCCAGAAAGAAAACACUUCUCUUCAAGAACGGCUUCUUGACUAUGAAACUAAUGGGUCCAUAGCAUGCAAGAAGUGCGGACAGAAGUGGGGCGCUAUGAUGUCAUACCGAGGAAUUGAUUGCCCCUGCCUGCUUGUGAAAAACUUCGUUGUACAAAUCAAGGACAAGAAGUUCAGCAAUUUCACCAAGUGGAAGGAAAUCCCCACCAGGUUCCAGGCAUUCAACUACAUCGAGCAUGCUAGCCACUUGACGGAUGAAAUCGCAACACUUUGA